Molecule: messenger RNA, 3724 nt
Organism: Xenopus tropicalis (tropical clawed frog)
Lineage: Eukaryota; Metazoa; Chordata; Amphibia; Anura; Pipidae
Gene: eps8
Product: epidermal growth factor receptor pathway substrate 8
Exons: 22
Coding region: 843-3209 (788 amino acids)
Cellular component (GO): cytoplasm; ruffle membrane; cell cortex
Source: RefSeq, a predicted model, not a curated record
AUCAGAUUGGGGUACAGGGCUUUGGGGUAGAACAGUGUUUGGGCAGGGGGCUCAGUCUGAUCAGAUUGGGGUACAGGGCUUUGGGGUAGAACAGUGUUUGGGCAGGGGGCUCAGUCUGAUCAGAUUGGGGUACAGGGCUUUGGGGUAGAACAGUGUUUGGGCAGGGGACUCAUUGCUCGCCCUGUACAUGGGGAGGAACAAGGUGCUUUCACCUCCCGGCUCGGAUCUCUCUCUGUUCUGUAUUUUUAUCCCCAGCUGCUUUAUAGGCAGAGUCUGUGCUGAGAGACAUUGAGCCAUAAAUAUCCUGGUUACUCUUCUACCAUAAUACAGUCAUUAAAAUGCAGCCUUUUAUCUCCAGCCAUUUGAAUGCAACCUGAGAAGGGGCAGACGCGCAAGCUCAUUGGCCGCCUGCCUCCAGGGGGUGUUCCCAUGACCAGUGCUUAAGCGGCACAGUCUAGAGAGGUUCUACUUGCUGGGUGGGAGCGUUUACCUGUGUGCCAAUCUACCUUUGUGCCACCGUACCUGUGUGCCCUGUGCCACCGUACCUGUGUGCCACUCUACCUGUGUGCCCUGUGCCAUCGUACCUGUGUGCCACCGUACGUGUGUGCCCUGUGCCAGCGUACCUGUGUGCCACCGUACCUGUGUGCCCUGUGCCACUGAACCUGUGUGCCACCUUACCUGCUUCCAGCUCAGCCGCUGCUGUUUGCCUCCCCAGAAACCCUUCCUGUGAAAUGGCUGGCCUCCCCAGCUGCAUAGAGUAAGGAUAUGGGGGACCUGCACACCAUUUUUGACCUCAGCAACGAGCCUUUCCAUUAAAUUUGGAUCCUCAGAAACUAACCAAAAUGAAUGGGCAGAUCUCAAGCAGUUAUCGUGGGGGCUUUGGACCCGGCUCCCAGCAUCCCAACGGCUAUGACUCCCCACGUUCCGACAGACAAUCCAGCAGCAAGAUCAGCGCAAAGAGUAUUUAUGAGCAGAGAAAGAAUUAUGCUCGGGAUACCGUCAGCAGCCUGUCGGAGACCUCCCAGUAUCACAUCGAGCACUUGACCACGUUUGUGAUGGACAGGAAAGACGGAGUUCUAACAGUAGACGAUGGGAUCCGAAAAUUAAAGUUACUUGAUGCCAAAGGAAAAGUGUGGACCCAGGACAUGCUCCUUCAAGUUGAUGACAAAGGUGUUAGUUUGUAUGAUGUAGACACAAAGAGUGAACUAGAGAAUUUCCCAUUAAGUAGCGUCCAGCAUUGCCAAGCAGUCAUGAACGCCUGUCGCUACGACUCCAUCCUUGCCCUUGUGUGCAAAGAGCCGGCGCAAAGCAAAGCUGAUCUCCACCUCUUCCAGUGUGAUGAGAUCAAGGCUUCCCUGGUGCAACGAGACAUUGACAGCGCCAUCAGCGACAGCAAAGGAGGGAAGCAGAAAAAGCGCCCAGAGGCCCUCAGGGCAAUUACUCGGAAUGAUGACAAAAUCCCCCCACACCCCGGGGCACCGGCCCCCACGCCUCCUGGAUCUGUUACACAAGUGGAUGUGCGCAGUCGUGUGGCGGCCUGGUCCUCGUGGGCAUCUGAGUACGGCGACUACGACCCAUCCCGGCAGAAUCUGGACCAGGACUCGACACCAGAGAUGUUGGAAGCCCGAAUAGACAGAGAUGUCCAAAUCCUAAAUCACAUUUUAGACGACGUGGAGUUCUUCAUCAUGAAGCUGCAGAAGGCGGCGGAAGCAUUUUCCGAGCUCUCCAAGCGGAAGAAAGGGAAGAAGAAGAAGGGGCCGGGGGAGGGGGUCCUUACCCUGCGGGCGAGACCGCCGCCUCAGGAGGAGUUUGUCGACUGCUUUCAGAAGUUCAAGCACGGGAUCAACCUUCUGGCAAAACUAAAGUCCCACAUUCAGAACCCCAGCGCCUCCGAACUGGUUCAUUUUCUAUUCACUCCACUUCACAUGAUGGUAGAGGCCACGGGGGGCCCUGAUCUGGCACGGACAGUACUAAGCCCCCUUAUCACAAAGGACUCGCUGGAUUUCCUCAACUUCAUUCUCAACAAAGAGGAGAAACAAUUAUGGACAUCGUUGGGCGAUUCAUGGAAUAAAUACAGGGCAGAAUGGCCCAAAGAGCAGUUUAUCCCCCCGUAUGUCCCGCGCUUCAGGAACGGCUGGGAGCCCCCACUCCUGGGCUGUGCGGCGGCGCCGAAGGAACAGGAACUCUCUUACUUGGCUGAGUCUGUGGCCAAUGUUGCGGAGCUGCAGCGCAAACAGGAAUUCAACAGCGUGCCAAAUAUGUAUUCCCAUGUGUCCCGGUACCCGCCGUCGGAGGGGAAUUUUGAGGAGCGCGACCAAGUGGAGGCCCAGAGAUACGCCUUGUGCAAGUACGACUUUGUGGCCCGGAACUCAAACGAACUCUCUGUCCUUAAAGAUGAUGUCUUGGAGGUCCUCGAUGAUAAGAAGCAGUGGUGGAAAGUCCGGAGCUCGAGUGGGGCAGUCGGUUUUGUGCCAAACAAUAUUUUGGUAGCAAUGAAGCCACAAGAUCAGUCAGCAAAGCCAAUGGAAGCCGCGUACACGCACACAAUCCAGAAACAGAAGUCCGACCUUAUACAAAGCCAAGCGGGUCCAAUCCCAGCCGCCCCCUCUCCACCGCCAAACCCAGCGCCAACGUAUUCCCCACUCGCUAAUUCCCAGCAACCAACGCUGCCCGUGGCCAAGCUCUUCACUGCCGGACCAAUCAGUCGACAGAGCAGUUUGUCCAGUGACAGCGGGGGAGGAAGUGUCCGAGAGCAACAUGGCCUCCAGCAGGUUCCAGCUGACCGCAGGAAAUCCCAGAUGGAGGAGGUGCAGGAUGAGCUGAUCCACAGACUGACCAUUGGGCGCAGUGCGGCGCAGAAGAAGUUCACCGUGCCGCGGCUGAACGCGCCGGCUGUCCAUAUUUCGUACAGUUCGCCGGCAGAGGAUGUGAAAUCCUGGUUACAGGCCAAAGGCUUCAAUUCCGUAACCGUCGACAGCCUCGGGGUGCUCACAGGGGCCCAGCUUUUCUCUCUCACCAAGGAUGAACUGAAGACUGUGUGUCCGGAAGGCCCGAGGGUGUACAACCAAGUUACAGUGCAGAAGGCCGCCAUAGAGGAACAAAGUGGGGGCUCAGAGCUGCUAGAGAUCAUGAAGAAACGGCAGGAAAGGAUAAACAUGGCAGCCAGCGACUCCGGGGUGGAAUCCUUCGAUGAAGGGAACAGCCACUGACUCCGGUGAUUGGGUGGUUGAAGCCCCAAUGGAGGGGGGAUCGUGGGGCAAGGAUUCUACCCGAAUGUGCCCGGGGGUCCGACGGGCCCAGUGUGAGUGAUGCCGCUGUUUGAUAAGACUUUUCUAGACUUUAUUCUGCUUUAUACUCUUUGUAUGAUUUGCCAGAUGUUAUUUAACCCCUUGUGGAACAGAUGCCAAUUGAUAUUUAAGGAGGGGCUCCUGACAUGCCCACCGGAUUGUACAGACGCAACAAAGAGGUGGAUUUGGCUACUGUGGGGGCAAAAGGCUACUGGAGAGGGGGGUGCUAGCACUCAUGUUACAGCACAAUUAGCCACUCCCCCCUGGCAGAGCGACUGCGCCCCCUAUGGUGAGAUGGCGCCACGUUGUGUGUGUAAAUAGGAACAUUAUCAGUAUUUUCCAUGAGUUCUGCUCCGUGGAACAGUGGUUUCUACCAGGACCAACCUCUUUCUCCUUCUUUCUGUAAAUAAAAUUUAAAGCAAAUCUGUAAAUAAUAA